AUGGACCGCCGCCUCCUCAGGAGGGAUAUCCCCAAUACCCCCAGCAGUCUUAUGGUCAGCCUCCCCCACAAGGUUACUACCCCCCGCAAGGUCAAAUGCAAUAUCAACAACAGCCUCCUCCUCAGCAGAGUAGCGGCGGGGACGGAUGCUUCAAAGGGUGCAUCGCGGCUCUCUGCUGCUGCUUCGUGGGCGCCGAAUGCUGUGAAUGCUGCGCUGACUGCUGCGAAUGCUGCGCCGAGUGCUGUUAAGAGAGUGAGGACAGGCAUCGCCAUCUUGACCGUUGAAGACGGAUUUGAACACGAAUCUCCAAGGGAAAUUACUCUUGGAGCAACAUGGGCGCAAUGCAUGCGCAAUACCACACACAUGCGCACAACACACGGACACACCAAUACUCGAGAUUGA
Messenger RNA from Sordaria macrospora k-hell, 402 nucleotides. RefSeq lists its product as uncharacterized. NCBI's taxonomy places the organism in Eukaryota, Fungi, Ascomycota, Sordariomycetes, Sordariales, Sordariaceae. The record is from RefSeq and is a predicted model, not a curated record.